AUGAAUUUUAUUCUUCUAGGUAUUUAUGAAUGUAAUGGCAAAUGUAAAUGUGAUUCACGUUGUACAAAUCGAUGUGUGCAAUUUGGUUUAAAUACUCUUUUACAAAUCUAUAAUACGUCAGAAAAAGGUUGGGGCGUACGAACAUUAUACGAUUUACCAGCUGGUACUUUUUUAAGUUUUUAUGCUGGAGAAAUACUUAAUGAUGAAGAUGCUAAUCGACGUGGUUUAGAAAAAACUAUGGGUGAUGUUUAUUUUACUGCAUUAGAUUUUGUUACAUCACUUAAACCAACAUCUUCACAAAGAAAAUUACGAUCGAUUUCUCAGAAAGAUCAAUCUAACGAACAAACAGAUUUCUAUACUGACGAUCAUCAAUUAUUUUCUGAUCAAGCAUCACAAAUACAACGUAAUGAAAAUAAGUAUACAUCUAUUGAAGAAAAAAAUUUUUCAUUAGAAAACAAUCAAGUAUUUCCUGAUUAUCAACAAAUAAAUUAUGAUUCAGGUAUAUUUGUUAUGGAUGCUCAUUUCAAAGGAAAUGUAUCAAGAUUUUAUAAUCAUUCAUGUUCACCGAAUGUUUUUGUUCAAAAUGUAUUUAUUGAAACAUGGGAUGUACGAUUUCCUUGGGUAGCUUUUUUUACAGCAUCUAAUAUAAAAGCUGGUACCGAAUUAGUAUGGGAUUAUUCUUAUGAAGUUGAUACAGUGGAAAAUCGUGUGUUACAUUGUCGUUGUGGUUCAGAUGAAUGUCGCCAUCGAUUACUUUAA
This is a messenger RNA of Rotaria sp. Silwood2, 759 nucleotides long. The record is from the annotation of a GenBank genome assembly. NCBI's taxonomy places the organism in Eukaryota, Metazoa, Rotifera, Eurotatoria, Philodinida, Philodinidae.